Messenger RNA from Cinclus cinclus, 4404 nucleotides. RefSeq names its product CASK interacting protein 1 (gene CASKIN1). Gene Ontology annotation, molecular function: protein binding. The record is from RefSeq and is a predicted model, not a curated record. The transcript is spliced from 21 exons. NCBI's taxonomy places the organism in Eukaryota, Metazoa, Chordata, Aves, Passeriformes, Cinclidae. Bases 1 to 4404 code for a protein of 1467 amino acids.
AUGGGCAAGGACCAGGAGCUGGUGCAGGCGGUGAAGGCGGAGGACAUCGCGGCCGUGCAGAAGCUGCUGCAGAGGCCCAAGCCCGGCAAAGCCAAGCUCCUCGGAUCAGCAAAGAAAGUCAAUGUCAACUUCCAGGACACCGAUGGGUUCUCAGCUCUGCACCAUGCGGCGCUUAACGGCAACACCGAGCUCAUCUCGCUGCUGCUGGAGGCACAGGCUGCUGUGGACAUCAAGGACAACAAAGGCAUGCGGCCCCUGCACUACGCAGCCUGGCAGGGCAAGAAGGAGCCCAUGAAAAUGGUGCUGAAGGCAGGUUCCUCUGUGAACAUCCCAUCGGAUGAGGGCCAGAUCCCUCUGCACCUGGCAGCACAGCACGGGCACUAUGACGUGUCGGAGAUGCUCCUGCAGCACCAGUCCAACCCCUGCAUCAUGGACAACUCGGGGAAGACACCCCUGGACCUGGCAUGCGAGUUUGGCCGGGUCGGGGUGGUCCAACUGCUCCUGAACAGCAACAUGUGCGCGGCACUGCUGGAGCCCAAACCGGGGGACACCACCGACCCCAACGGCACCAGCCCCCUGCACCUCGCCGCCAAGAACGGCCACAUCGACAUCAUCCGGCUCCUGCUGCAGGCUGGCAUCGACAUCAACCGGCAGACCAAGGCGGGCACAGCGCUGCACGAGGCCGCUCUCUGCGGAAAAACGGAUGUGGUGCGGCUGCUGCUGGAUAGCGGGAUCAACGCCCACGUCAGGAACACCUACAACCAGACGGCUCUGGACAUCGUCAACCAGUUCACCACCAGCCAGGCCAGCAAGGAGAUCAAGCAGAUGCUGCGGGAUGCCUCUGCAGCUCUGCAGGUCCGGGCCGUCAAGGACUAUUGCAACAACUACGACCUGACCAGCCUCAACGUGAAAGCCGGGGAUGUCAUCACCGUGCUGGAGCAGCACGCGGACGGGCGCUGGAAGGGCUGCAUCCACGACAACCGCACCGGCAACGACCGCGUGGGCUACUUCCCCUCCAGCCUCGUGGAGGCCAUCAGCAAACGAACAGGCAAAGUUGCAGGGACACGGCCAGCACUGCCUGGUGGAUCAGCCACGCCAGCCCCCGCCGAGGAGAUCUGGGUGCUGCGGAAACCCUUCGCAGGUGGCGACCGCAGCAGCCUGGGCAGCACGGGCAGCGUGGCCUCCGCACGCAGCUCGGGGAGCGGGCAGAGCGCGGGCAGCGGGGCACACGCCCUGCACGCCGGCUCCGAAGGUGUCAAGCUGCUGGCAACGGUCCUUUCCCAGAAGGCUUCUGCGCAAGAGUCUGCCGUGGGCGAUGGGCCGGCCAAGGCGCAGGACAUCCCCGCAGGUUCGUCACGGUCGCAGAGCGUGGCCAGCUCCCCUUACGCCCCCCAGCCCCCCGCCGAGCCCCAGCUGAAGAAAAUGGAGCCACCAUCAGAGGGGAAGAGCUCCGAAGCCGUGUACCAGUGGCUCUGCAAGUUCCAGCUGCAGCUCUACGCCCCCAACUUCAUCAACGCCGGCUACGACAUCACCACCAUCAGCCGGAUGACGCCGGAGGACCUCACGGCCAUCGGGGUCACCAAGCCGGGACACAGGAAGAAGAUCGCCUCCGAGAUCAACAACCUCAACAUCCCCGAGUGGCUGCCUGAGUACAAACCGGCCAACCUGGCGCUGUGGCUCUCCAUGAUCGGCCUGUCCCAGUACUACAAGGUGCUGGUGGAGAAUGGCUACGAGAACAUCGACUUCAUCACCGACAUCACCUGGGAGGACCUGCAGGAGAUCGGCAUCACCAAGCUGGGCCACCAGAAGAAGCUGAUGCUGGCGGUGAAGAAGCUGGCGGAGCUGCAGCGCGCCGAGCUGGGCAAGUACGAGCCGGGCACGCUGAAGAGGAAGGCGUCGGGGCCGUGCCCAGAGGUGCUGACCAUCGAGUCCCCCCCGCCGGAGCCACCCGAAUGCCAGUCGCCCAAGAUGACCACCUUCCAGGACAGCGAGCUCAGCAGCGAGCUGCAGGUGGCCAUGACGGGCGAAGGCCCCGAGGAGACCCCCGAGAAGGUGGCGAACCCCGCGGCCCCCGGUUACCGCUCGCCGCCGGGGCUGGGCGGCCGCGCCCGGCUCAUGAGCAGCUCGCAGGAGCUGCUGGGGGACGGCCCGCGGGCCCCCCCAGCCGCUGCCAUCUCCAAGAGCCAGGAAUACCUGGCCGAGGGAGCCGGGGAGAGCCCCCCCGCGCCGCCCAAGGAGAGCCGCCCUCCCCGGCACGGCCACCCCGUGAAGCGCGCCAGCGUGCCCCCGGUGCCCGGCAAGCCCCGGCAGCCCUUCCCAGCCUCUGCCGGGCAGCUGACACCACCGCAAACCCCCGGCAAAGCACGACCCUCGUCGCCACAAGGCCCGGCGACCCCUCACGCCACCGCCAAGGUGAAGCCCACCCCGCAGCUGCUGCCGCCCGGCGAGCGCCCGGCAUCGCCCCGCUCCCUGCCCCAGUCGCCCACGCACCGCGGCUUCGCCUAUGUCCUGCCGCAGCCCACCGAGGGCGAGGCGGCGCCGCCGGGGGUGCCCGUCCUGCCCGUCUCGGUGCCCGUGCUGUGCCUGCCGCCGGCGGGCGAGGGCGAGGAGGAGCCGGGCAGGCCGAAGAAGCGGGCGCACAGCCUGAACCGCUACGCUGCCUCCGACAGCGAGCAGGAGCGGGACGAGCUGCUGGUGCCGGACGCGGGGCCCUACGCCACCGUCCAGCGCCGCGUGGGCCGCAGCCACUCGGUGCGGGCACCCGCCGGUGGCGACAAGAACGUCAACCGCAGCCAGUCCUUCGCCGUCCGCCCCAAGAAGAAGGGACCCCCGCCGCCCCCUCCCAAGCGCUCCAGCUCUGCCAUCUCCAGCGCCGGCAUGGCCGAGGACUUCCCCAAGGAGGGUGAGGGCGAGGCGGCCGUCGGAGCCCAGAGCGCCGAGGGCGAGAGCCGCCGGGACCAGCGGCGGGCGAGCGACCUGGGCGGCAGCGUGGACACGGGCAGCGCCGGCAGCGUCCGCAGCAUCGCGGCCAUGCUGGAGAUGUCCUCCAUCGGCGGCGGGGCCCGAGCGCUGGCGCUGCAGAAGCCGCACGUGGCAGCCGGGCCGGGGCCAGCGCCGGCCAAAGCGCCCGAGGGCUACUACCUACAGCCCGGCCCGCCCCCGGGCAGCCCCGACCGCGCCCGCGUGGCCACCGUCCUGGCCACCGUCAAACAUAAGGAGGCCAUCGGGCUGGACGGGGAGGUGGUGAACCGGCGCCGGACCAUCAGCGGCCCGGUCACCGGGCUGGUGGCAGCCGCCCGCCGCGAGCGCACCGACAGCGUGCGGUCGGAGGCGGCCGCCGACGGCCCCGGCGAGCGGCCGCGGGUGGAACGCGGCGGCUCCCCCGACGGCAUCCCCUUCGCCGAGGACGGAACCCUCACCAUCAAGCAGCGGCCGCGGCCCCUGGGACCGGCCCGCGGAGAGACGGGCGAGGGGCUGUCCCCGGCUCAUCGCCACGGGGACCUGGCCAAGGUGGAGGCCAGCGCCACGCUCAAGCGGCGGAUCCGGGCCAGGCAGAGCCAGCAGGACGGCGUCCGCUUCGUCCUCACCGAGUCCGACACCGUCAAGCGCCGGCCCAAAGCCAAGGACAAGGAGGCGGCGCUGGAGCCGGCCACGCUCGCCGUGUACCAGAACGGCACCGGCACCGUGAAGCGGCGGCCGGCCUCGGAGCUGAGCGGGGCUGAGCCGCCGCCCACCCCUCCGCUCGCCGCCCGCCCCGACGGCCCCGAGUUCGUCCCUCCGCCCGCCGAGCCCAAGAAGCCCUUCAAGCCGCCGGUGUCCCCCAAGCCUGUGCUGACGCAGCCGCCUCAGAAGAUGCCUGGGCCGCCGGUGCCCGUCCCCAAAAAGGUGCCCAUCCCGAGCCCCGGCAGCCCAGAGGUGAAGCGGGUCCAUGGCACGCCGCCCCCGGUGUCCCCCAAGCCCACGCCGCCCCCCACGGCUCCCAAGCCCCCCAAGCCCCACACCGCCAUCCAGUCGGUGAGCGCCAGCUCCACGCCGGCCCCGUCGCCAGCCCGGCAGCUGAGCCCCGCGGCCAAGCCCUCCAGCACUCCGCCCUCGCUCUGCUCCAGCCCCGCCAAGCCCCUGUCGCCCGGUGCGCAGCCCCAGCAGGUGCCGGUGAAGCCGCCGCGCUCCACCAUCGCCAGCCCGUCCGUCGACAGCGCCGGCCCCGAGCUGGCGCAGCAGAAGCUGGAGGAGACGAGCGCGUCCCUGGCCGCAGCGCUGCAGGCUGUGGAGGAGAAGAUCAAGCAGGAGGACAGUCAGACGGCAGACUCGGCCGUGGAGUCAAAGAGCACCGUGAGCAUCCUGGACGACAUCGGCAGCAUGUUCGACGACCUGGCAGACCAGCUGGAUGCCAUGCUGGAGUGA